Messenger RNA from Nilaparvata lugens (brown planthopper), 8970 nucleotides. RefSeq lists its product as uncharacterized. The transcript is spliced from 2 exons. The record is from RefSeq and is a predicted model, not a curated record. The coding region runs from base 1116 to 2846 and encodes 576 amino acids. Gene Ontology annotation, molecular function: zinc ion binding; nucleic acid binding. Lineage: Eukaryota; Metazoa; Arthropoda; Insecta; Hemiptera; Delphacidae.
UUUUCUUUAUUUUUUUUAUUUCCUUUUUAAAUAUGUAAAUUUUCUUGUUUGUUAUUAAAAAAAAAAAAAAGAAAAGUAAUCAUGUCCGAAAAUUUAAUUGAGUAUUCAUUCUAGCUGGCCUAAGUUAUGGCAAUUUAUUUAUAUUUGUUGAAAACCUCAUUCAUCACAUAUGUAUCCAUAGUAAUUUCUACAAUUUCCGCUGUACAGCGGUCGUUGACUCGUAGACUCGUAGACUCGUAGACUCGUAGACUCGUAGUAUCACAGGAUGUCUUAGUUAUGGCCAUGGAAGCUGAAUCCUUGCUGACCAACUCAUCACAAGGAAACCAAUAUUUCCAGAAAAGAUCUAAAUUCGCCGUAAAAAGGAUACUUCAAGAACUUCUUGUGCAGUGAAAAAUUAAUAAGUGAAAAAUUUGAAUAAAGUGUACGGAGGCCUCCUCACUUCAAUACACCAGGUAUUUACGAAACAACCAAUAUUAAUUUAUGGAAAAUUCACAGGCAACUACUUCGCAAAAAUAAAAGGGACAGGAUAAUAAAUAAAUUUGUAAUUACUUGAUUUAAAUUUUGUUUAUUUUUUGGAAAUUCUAUUUAUUUGAUCUAUUAUGUAUAUUAAAUUGCAAACAUGAUUACAAUCUUAUUGUUGAUUAUUGAAUAUGCCUAACAAUCAUCAAUGACAAGUAAUGAAUGGGGUAAAUCUUGAAUUGUUGAGCUGUCAUAUCAUUCAAUUAUAAAUGUUGCUACUUAGAAGGGGUUGGAAAUUAAAUAAAUGGAAUAUUUUAGUUAAUAUAUUGAACUAUAUAUUCAAUUUAUUGAUUUAAAUAUUCGGAGGAUUAUUUCCUUCCCCAUCUCAAAGAUUAAUUUCAACUGCGGUAAACUGAGGUAACAUUUCAACUGCGCCUUACUCUGCGAGGUUUGCUUGCAAACUCUUUCAUUGAUUUAUCAAUAAUAUUGAAUGAUGUGUGACGGUCUCGGCUGUUCUUAUCCUUUCUUCUUUCAUUGAUGGUGGGGAGGAUUCAGGUUAAAAUUAAAAUACAAAAUCAAAUAUUAUUCAUCAUAAAUGAUCUCGAAUUAUAAGUAUUAUAUAAUCAUAUUAAUAAUUUAUUUAAGAAAAUGAUAAUAUGGGUUCACCGAAUAAAGUAGCAUCUAUGGAAUCUAAAAUAAUUAAUUAUUGGGAUGUUAAAAAAUCAGUUGAAGAGUGCUUCAAUUUCAAUUUGAUUCCUAUUAGAAAAUUCAAUCCUAAUUUUGUUACUAAAGAGAAUUUACUUUUCGAACUUGAAACAUUGGGAGUACCUACAGAUACAGUUAUUGACAAUGAUGUAGACACUUUAAGGGGAAAGUAUCGAGCAUUAGUUAGCAAUCCAGACCCAAAAAUUGCACGAAUUAUUUACGAUGAUGAGUCUAGUAAAAUUGCUAUAAAAAAAAUCCUUGAUUUAUUGACAGGGGAAGAUGAAUACUUGGAGAAAAUUCUUUCUAUGAGUAUUCCUGAUAAAAAGGUAAACAUUCAUAAAGCGUUAUCCAUUUUUCUACAUAUUCUCAAUCGAAUUGUUCAAUUAUUAACUUAUGCUAAAGAAGCAAAUGACCAAAAUCUAAUUAAGGGUAUUGAUGAGUCUAUUGUAUUAGCUCAGGCUACUUUUACUAAAUUGAUCGACUUGUGUGAAUGCUUUAGUAGAUCUAGUUCGCCUCAUUUUGAAAAACAAAGCAGUCUUAGUACACCUGAUUCAAAAAUGAAUAAUCCCACACACGAUUCGAAUACUAAACUUCAUACUAAUACAGUAAAUCGCUUUAUUGCGCCAAUUCCUAGUACAAGUAAUAUGGAACAAAAUGUUACUCAGUAUUCACAAACAAAUGUUACCAAUCCUGAUAUUCAAGUUACUGAUUUUGAAAAUAUAAAUAAUAGUAAUACUGUCUCUAUGGUAGAACAGGUACAUGCUACAAUAAAUGAAAACUUGGGUAGGACUGUAUUCGGUAGUGAUUUCAAUACUAAUAGGGUAAACCUUGCAGCCAACUUGUCUUCACCUUUAUUUGGUAAUUUGUAUAAUAAAUUAUCAAAUCCUAUCGAAGGUCUGAUGAAGGAACUUCCGAAUACUGACGGAUUGAAUGUUGAUAGUUUGUUGAAAUUCAUUGAAAUAUGUUUGAAAAUAAAAGAACGAUCGAACUUAUUAGAUCAGCAACUUUUCCAUAUCAUUCACUCUUCUGUUGUAGGGCCUCUCGCCGAUCGAUUGAAUUUAGCUAUGAGUACAAAUAAGAGUUUUGAUGAAUUUCAUAAGGAUAUUCUGCAACAUUUUAUUCCGUCUAGAUUGAUUUCAAUCAUUGAAAGAGACCACUAUUAUCGUUUACAAAGGGCUGGUGAACCCUUGUCUGCUUACAUUGUGUCAAUCAAAGACGCUAAUAAACUACUAAGAUUAGAAAAAUCUGAGGAAGACGUAGUCAAUAAUAUUUGCUCAGGGUUGAAUCCAGAGGAAAGAAAUAGACUAGUUUUCCAAUCCAAACCAACUAGUUUUAAUGACUUAACUUCCAUCUCAGUAGUAUCUCAAAAUAUUCAAUAUGGGGAUUUAGAAAGAAAUAAAUACAAUUUUAAUACUAAUAAAAAUAAUCAAAAAUCUCCAAUGAAUGUUGAAUUAGCUCAAAGACGUUGUUACAAAUGCAACAAAGUAGGUCAUCUAGCUCAGUCAUGUAGAUCCAACAUGAAUAAUUCAAAUUUCAGAGGUACAAGCAGUAAUUCGAGAAAUCAUAAUCAGAAUCACCAAAGAUCUAAUAAUAAUUUCACUAGAGAUCUAUCUAAAAUACGUUGCUUUAAAUGUAAUGAAAGUGGACAUUAUGCAAACUCUUGUGAAAAUAAAAAAGCAUGACUAGCUGGGAAACAGUAUAAAAAGAAAAUAUACAGUAAAAGAAAAUUUCAAAACACCAAAUACAAUCAAAAAUUCAAUAAAGAAAACGGAAUUAAUACCUUGAAAUGUAGUGAUACUUUUUCUAAUGGUAAGAAGAAAUCAAUUCAAUCAAAAUAUACUGACAAAAAUCAGAAAAUGAAAAAUAAAAUAAAAAGAAAAAAGCAAAAGAAAUUUAAUCAGUUAAAGACUAGAGCUUUGAUUAAUAAAAUCACUCCUUUAAUAGUAUGUGAGUUAGGAAAUAACUGUGUCAGUUCUAUUGCAUUGAUUGAUUCUGGUUCUGAUUAUAGUAUCAUUUCAAGGAAAGUUUUUACUGAAAUAUUACGGGAUAAUGGUAAUCUGCUUAUUCAAGAGGAUAUUCAGCAUUGUGUUACUGCGAAUAAAAGUAAAUUACUGUUGAAAGAGUCAGUUCUAUUAAAAAUAAAAAUUGAAAACUUCAGUUGGAAAUUUCGUUUCUUUGUUCAUGAUGAUUUGUCAAUUCCUAUUGUUUUAGGUUGUGAUUUUAUUCAUUAUUCCAAAUUAGUUCCUGAUUUAUUCAAUAAUAGGUAUUUCUUUGGAUUUAAACCGCAAUUCAAAUUUUCUUUUGAAAAAAAUCACAGGUUGGAAUUACUAAAGAAAAUGAAUAGAAUUGGUACUGAUGUGGAAUUGGACGAUUUAAGCUCUUCGCAGAAAGUAGAAUUAAACAAAGUAUUAAAUCAAUUUGAUGAUGUUCUUACCCAUAAACUAGGUAAAUCGAACGUAAUAGAAUAUGAAAUUCGUCUGAUAGACAAUCAGCCCGUAAGGAAAGCUCCUUAUCAGUUAAAUCCGAUAAGAAUGGAAAUCUUAAAUAAAAAAAUUCAAAAAAUGUUAGAUGAUGGAAUUAUUGAGAAAUCAACUUCUAAUUAUUCCAGCCCUUGUUUCUUAGUUCCUAAGAAAGAUGGUGGCCAUCGUGUGGUAGUAGAUUAUAGAGCAUUAAAUAAAAAAAUUGCAUUAGAUGCUACACCUUUGCCAAACAUUGAGAGUACAUUCCAUUGGUUUAACGGUGCUAAGUUCUUUACUGUUCUUGAUCUUACUGAAAGCUAUUAUCAAUUGAAAUUAUCUCCAUCUUCUAAGCACUUGACUACUUUUGCAACUCCAACUCAAACUUACUGUUAUACUCGUGUACCGUUUGGUUUAUCAAUAGGUGCUCAAGCCUUAUCUACUGCUUUGAAUAUUUUAUUUGAAGGGAUAAAAUUCAAAUUUGUAAUAAAUUAUUUGGAUGAUAUUGUGAUUUAUUCUGAAGAUUUUGAGUCACAUCUUGAGCACAUUAAGAUAGUGUUGUCCAAACUUAAACAAGGUGGGUUUACUGUAAAAAAGGAGAAAGCUAAAUUUGCAAAAAAACAAAUCUCCUUUCUAGGUAAUUUAGUAAGUGAACAUGGUAUUACUAUUGAUCCAGCUCGGACAAAUUCAAUUCGUAAUUACCCUAGACCAAAAAAUGUCAAGGCUAUCUCCAGAUUCAUAGGAAUGGUAGGAUAUUUUCACAAAUUCAUUGAAAAUUACGCUGAAAUCGCCUCACCCCUCAACGAACUAAGAAAGAAGGAUAAAAAAUUAUUUGGGAAGAUGUUCACGAGAAAGCUUUUCAGAAAUUGAAAAAUGCAAUUAUGAACCCUCCUGUCUUAAUAACAGCUGAUUUUAAUAAACAGUUUGUGUUGCAAACUGAUGGGAGCUCCUUAUCAAUUUCUGCGGUCCUUUCUCAAUAUGUUGAUGGCAUCCUAAAGCCUAUUAGUUUUGCUUCCAAAAAGCUCACUCAACAAGAAUGCAAAUAUUCUACAUAUGAGAUCGAAUGCUAUGCAGCAAUUUUUGGCAUGGAAAGAUUUAAACUGUACUUACAACACACUAAAUUCUUGUUGUUAACAGAUAAUAGUGCCUUAGCAUGGAUUUUAAAACAAGACAAGCAAAUUGGUAGACUUAGUCGUUGGAUACUUAGGCUUUUAUCAUUUCAGUUCACAACACAGCAUGUAGCGGGAAAAGAUAAUUGCAUAGCUGAUGCUUUAUCCAGAAUGUACCAUGAUGACAGUGAAUUGCCUGAAAUUGAUGUCAAAGAUGAACAUAUAGAAGUAGAAAAUAGUCUAAACUUAAUAAACUCACUAAAAAUUACCGAUUUUCCACUAGUAUUCACUGACAUAAAACAACACCAAGAGAAUGAUCCUAUUUUAGCGGAUAUAAUAGAAAAGAUUAAUAAUAAUAUUGAUCAGUUUCCUUAUAGUUUGUCUAAAGGAGUAUUAGUGAUAAAACUAAGAAACCAGGAAAAACAAAAAAUAGUCAUACCCAAACUUCUUGUUCCUUUAAUCUUCAAAUAUUAUCAUGAAAGUAUGAUUGGUGCUCAUUUAGGUAUUGCUAAAACUAUUUCAAAAAUUCAAGAGAAUUUCCACUGGGUUGAUUUGAGGAAAGAUAUAAUUUAUUUAGUUAAAUCUUGUACUCUUUGUGCAAAAAGUAAACCAGCUCAGGCUACCAAUUACGGUUUUUUAUCAUCAAAAAUACAGGAAAAACCUCUUGAGAUGAUACAUAUUGACUUAGUUGGUCCAUUAGUACGCACAUCACAGAAUAACUGUUUUAUUUUUAGUGCAAUUGACGUUUUCAGUAAAUUCUGUUGGUUAAAAUGUUUGAGAAAAGCUAAUUCUGAAUCAGUAAUUAGAGCAUUGAAAGGUAUUUUUGCGAAUUUCUCUACUCCUAAACAAAUUAUUAGUGAUAAUGCAUCAAUUUUUAAAUCAAUCAAGUUUAAAAAUUUCUGUUUUCAAUUAGGAAUUCGUCAUAAUACGACUUCACCUUUCUAUCCUAAAGCAAACAUAGUUGAAAGAUUACAUCGUAAUUUGCGUAGCUCUCUCAUUGCUUUUCAUGCAAACUCACAGAAUAAAUGGGAUGAUACUGUAAAUGAUUGGUUAGCUUUAGCUUUUAAUACUGCUGAACAUGAUAGCAUUAAGUGCACCCCUUUUUCUCUGAUGUUCCGUUAUAAACCUAAAGAACCUCUUUUGAAUAUCUGGAAUAUUAAUGAAAUUUUACCUGAUACUGCCGAUGAGAACACUGUAGAAAUUUGGCAAAAGGCUAAAGAGCAAUUGAUGAAAAGUCAUAAUUAUAGAAAAACUCGCUAUGAUAGGAACCGUGUCCCUAUUCCUUUUGCUAUAGAUGACCUUGUAUGGGUCCGGACACAUAUUCUUAGUGAUAAGGCCAACCAAAUUUGUACAAAAUUAAGCUUCCGGUAUCGUGGCCCGCUAAAAAUAAAAAGAUGGUUAUCUGAUGUUACGGCUGAAUUAGUUGACCCUAUUACUAAUCGCUUUGUUCAAAAGGCUCAUGUCUCACAAUUAAAGAAAUAUAAUUCAUAAUUCCUUGUUUUGGAUAAUGUAGCCUGGUAUUCAUUCUUCCUUCUUAUCUUUGAAGUAAAGGGUAACGGUUUCGUCUCUGUUGUUUCUUACUGAGAGAUCGGCUCAUUGAUACUUUCUUCCUUUGGUUAUUUGUAGGAAACUCACUAUUAUUCUGGAACGUUUCUCUUCUGGUUAAAUUGUGUUGCCUUUGGUUUAGGUGUUUCUGAAGAGUAAAUAGUUGUUUUCUUUGGUGAAGCGCGCCACCUAUUGAAAUUUUAACUUUACUCACUUAUUUAAUUUCUUUAUGGAAUUGUGUAAAAUAUUGUACAAAAGAAUCUAUCUUAGCCUAUAAAUAGAUAGAAAUUUUAUUGAGAUCAUAUUAUUAGAUAGAUUAUUGAAAUAGUUUAUAGUUAUAAUUUUGCUUUAGUGUUAAUGAAUUUUGAUGAAUAGUGGUGAAUAGCAGUGUUUCUAUUUCAUCAGAUUGUUGUAAAUAAAGUAAGGGAAUAAAGUGAAUCAAAAGAAGAGUUUUGAUAAAUGAUAAAAUACUUGAAAAUGUAUAUUAUUAUCACUUAAUUGGGUAAUAGAGUAGAAAAAUAUUGGUUUCUGUAUGUAAAUAAUGUCAAGUGAUUUAUCUUUCAAAUUUUAUCAAGAGUGUAUGAAUUUUGUUAGAAUAAAAAAAAGGAUCAAAGAUAUAUAUAUAUAUAAAAAAAAGGGGUAGGCAAAUGAUCAUUAGAGAUGGAAUAUAUUCUUUGGGACUGAGAACUGAUUAAUUUUCUUUUGAAAUCUGAGUGUGGACGCAUGUUCAGAUAUUUCUUUGUUUGAAAGACUUCAAGUUUUUGUUGGGAGUGGCCAAUCCCUGCAUUAAUUUGUGGUCUAGUUUCUUCUGUUGUUAGAUUCUAAAUUUUUUUUUAUUAUUUCAAUGGUUACUCAGCUAUUGAGUAGGUUCCACCUCUGAUCUUCAUUGAAUUUGUAAUCAAGAGUUUUUAUUUGAUUUUUAUUUGAUGUUGAGUUUUGAAUUAAUAAUUUUACAAAUAGAUGAUUUAUUUCUUGGAAUAAUUCAACUCUAAGAGUGAAUAUUUCUCAACUCAAAUUCUUAUGAAGCAUUCUUCUCUGAUAAAUUCUAUAUAUAUGUUAAUUCAACUUAAAAAUUAUCUUAGCUAGCUCAAAUUUUUUUUUUAGAAUGUAGCUUUCACACACUUGAGUGGAGGGAGUAUGUAACAAUUUUGGACAUGAUUAUUUUUAUCUUGUUUUUCUGUUAUUUCGGUUCUAAAUUCGAUUGUAUUAUCAGCUUGUUUUUCUCAGUGAGACAAAGAUGCACUUAUGGGAUCGAGCUGUACCCUUCGAAUAAUCUACUUUCUUGUUCUCUCCAGUUCUUUUUUGCUAUUUUCUUUCUCCCUUUUUCUGUCCUUGUUGGUAGCUUUGAGUUUGCAUUGCUCUUUCUCUCUAGUUUCUUUGUCUAAUUUUGAUAAUUCCGUUUUGCUUACGUCACUGUCUUGUUUGCUACCCCGUCUUCAACGCUCGAUGAUCCAUUCUGUCUCUGAAUUUCGUGAGUGGAGGUUGUAAAUUUAACUUUUUCCUUUGAUUCCAUUUUUAUUUAGCUUAUGCUAAAUUUUUCUAUUUAUUACAAUAUGUAGUUGAUCAGAGACAGAUUUCAUACAUCACAAGUUGUGAUAUUAUUAUUUUCUUUAUUUUUUUUAUUUCCUUUUUAAAUAUGUAAAUUUUCUUGUUUGUUAUAAAAAAAAAAAAAAAAAAAGAAAAGUAAUCAUGUCCGAAAAUUUAAUUGAGUAUUCAUUCUAGCUGGCCUAAGUUAUGGCAAUUUAUUUAUAUUUGUUGAAAACCUCAUUCAUCACAUAUGUAUCCAUAGUAAUUUCUACAAUUUCCGCUGUACAGGUAAAGCAUUAUUUAUUUAUAUACUUUACUUAUUGUUUUAUAAGUCAAGUCUGAUCAGAUUAUAAUUAAUCCCAGCUUUCCUUAAAUUUGUUUUUCAGCUCUAAUUCUCGUAAUUCAAAAUGUUGGAAAUAUUUCUAUGCAAGUUUAUAUAAUAGUAAAAUUAAAUUAAUAAAUAAAUAAAUAUCAAAUUAUCUUUGUCACGCUGGUCAAAUAAAUAAAUAAAUAAUUAAAUAAAAUUGUAAAGCCUUAUUCAAGUUAUAAUUUUUCUUUUUAAAAAAAUCUCUUUUGGAAGCUUCACUUCGAGUAUCUUGAAUUAUUUAUCUUUAAACUAUUAUUGAUGAAUUUAUUAAAGAUCUUGUGUAUUGUUGAUUUUGUUAAGAAGAGCAAAUUCUGUAUUAUUGAUCUCUCCUUUAGUAUUACAGUAUUUAUAUAUAUUCUUUUCGUUUCUCUAUUAUUUAGCGGUCGUUGACUCGUAGACUCGUAGACUCGUAGACUCGUAGACUCGUAGUAUCACAGGAUGUCUUAGUUAUGGCCAUGGAAGCUGAAUCCUUGCUGACCAACUCAUCACAAGGAAACCAAUAUUUCCAGAAAAGAUCUAAAUUCGCCGUAAAAAGGAUACUUCAAGAACUUCUUGUGCAGUGAAAAAUUAAUAAGUGAAAAAUUUGAAUAAAGUGUACGGAGGCCUCCUCACUUCAAUACACCAGGUAUUUACGAAACAACCAAUAUUAAUUUAUGGAAAAUUCACAGGCAACUACUUCGCAAAAAUAAAUGGGACAGGAUAAUAAAUAAAUUUGUAAUUACUUGAUUUAAAUUUUGUUUAUUUUUUGGAAAUUCUAUUUAUUUGAUCUAUUAUGUAUAUUAAAUUGCAAACAUGAUUACAA